AUGAUAUUUCAAUGGUUUAUACUUUCGAUAAUUCAUUUAUUGAUACAAAUUGAAAGCACUAAUUCCAUAGCUUAUUCUUCAAACAGACGUAAUAUUACAUCAUCCAAUAUUCAGAACACGAAUGACACUUAUUAUGAAAAUAAUAUCUUUGGUUUAUCAAUAAAUAAACCUGAUGGAUGGUAUUCAAUGACAUCAGCGGAAAUACGGUGGGCAUUCGAAGAUUCGAUUAUUGAAAAUAUACCUUAUCAUAAUAGCUCAGUUGAUCCAUGGAUAAAAAAAUGUCAAUCAAUCGGUUUAUGGAAUGAUACUUAUGCUAAAGGCCACGUUGUUCGUGUAGAAGAUAUGGAUGUUUAUACAGUUGGUAGUGAUACAAAUUCAUUAAAAGAUUUAUCUAUAAUUGUUUUUUAUGAUAUUUUUGGAUUUAAUAUAAGUCAAACACGUGUAUUUUGUGAUCGACUUGCUGCUGAAUAUGAAGUUCAAGUUGUUAUGCCAGAUUUUUAUCGUGGUCAAUCGGCAUCAGUAACAACACCUCAUUUAAUAGCAUGGGUUGCUCAAGUUGGUAAUUGGUCUCAAGUAUCAAUUGAUUUGAUAAAUAUUGCUUCUUGGCUUCGAAAUACGUCAUCAUCAUCUCGUCGUAUUGCAGUCAUCGGUUUCUGUUGGGGUGGUCUACAAGUUGCUCGUGCUUGUUCGAAUCUAUCGAAUCUCUUUUUUACUGGUAUUUCUGUUCAUGGUGCAUGGUUGACAGAAGAGGAGGUUAAUAAUUUACAACAACCAGUCUUUUUUAUAGCUGCUGGUGAUGAUCCACCAUUGCAACCCAAUAUUUCGACUGUUAUAGAACAAUCGACAAGUUCAAGAGUAUCUAGCCAAUGUCAAUAUGAGACAUAUUCAAGCAUGACACAUGGUUUUGUAUCAAUGGGUGCUAAUUAUUCAGAUCCAUACAAUGUAGAAGCUAUUAAUAAAGUACAUACAAGUGUUAAGAUGUUUCUUGAUAAAAUUUCUCGUAAUUCAUCAUCGAUCAUAUCGUUAAUAUUAACUGCUCUUAUUUUUCCUGACGAAGUCUUUGUACAAAUAUUUCGAUAUACGAACAAAUUCGAUUUAUUUCGUGGCUUUUAUAAUUUAAAUUCACGUCUCAACCGUCUUGUUAAUCAAACACGGAUUUACUUUCAUAAUGAAUUAGACGAAGAACAUCGUCAAAGGAUUCUUCCAUAUAUUCAUCCACAACAAAUAUUUUCUUUUCAUAUGAAUGAACAAGAAUUUCGAUAUUCAAAAUUAAAUAAAUGCGUCAAUCUUCGUGAAUUAGAAUUUCACACACGUCGAGGUUAUACUAAUAUUAUGUAUGACCAUCCUGACUUGAAACAUGUCAAACCAUCAGUGUUUCCACAUUUAAGGCAGUUAAUAAUUCAUAUUCAGACAGGUUCAAGUAGAUAUCCACAAUUGUGUAAAAUGAUAUUUGGUAAUGAGUUUUCAGUGUUACGAACCGUGCAUUUGCCAUAUGCUAAUAGAGGAUAUGAAUCUUCAGUAAAAACAUGGUCAACUAGUUUAAAGUAUCUUACAAUUGGCUGCUGUAACAAAUCGGUAUUUUAUUCGUUACUUGAAAAUUUACCAAAUCUUAAGUAUUUUGAAUGCAAAUUUGGUAUAGAUAAUGGAACAGGAAUGAAAAAACCAAAUUUAUCAUUAACAGGUAUAACAUUGACAAUGUAUUAUGAAAUACCAUCAAGCAGUUAUUAUCAUUCAAACACGAGUUUGGAGACAUUAAUAGAACUAUAUAAAUAUUUACCAAAUUUACAACGCACACUUCUAUUUGUUUCUGACCCUGAUUCAUUAGUAAGGAUAGUUGAUAAGUUAAAUCGUAUCCUAUCAAACUGUCCAAAAUUAAAAACAUUAGAUUGUGUUAUUACUUAUUAUAAUGAAUGUUCAAUAUCCAUCAAUGAUAUUAAACAGCGUUAUUCAUUAUUUCAAAAUUGUGAAGCCUCUACUUGGAAAGAUGGAGGAGGAAUAGGAUAUAGGUGUCGAAUAGUUCGAUAUAAUUAA
Messenger RNA from Adineta steineri, 2031 nucleotides. Lineage: Eukaryota; Metazoa; Rotifera; Eurotatoria; Adinetida; Adinetidae. The record is from the annotation of a GenBank genome assembly.